UUGAUUGAUUAAAGCCAUGGUUCUUGAUGGGCUUGUAUCUUCACCAUUAAGGAGACAACAGUGUCUAAAGAAGCAGUGGGAAGAGUUGGGUAGUUGCUCCACCGUUGUUCAGAGGCAUCGCUAUCUCUUGACUGCAUUGGCUCUUCUGGCAUUCCUCUGCACUAUUUAUCUCUACUUUGCUGUCACUUUAGGCGCUAGGCACUCCUCCUGCUAUGGCUUGACCGGUAAAGACAAGGCAAUCUGUCAAUUACCUUUGGUUUAACUCACCCAUGAUUGUUUAGGUAUGUUCAUAUAAAGAUGGGAAAGUUAGUAUUGACACUGCUGCUGGAGUGCUUGGAAGAUAUGAACCACGCCCAGUUACACCCUACAGUUUAUUUCUUGUUUUCUCUGUGACAAAGGGUGUCACUUACGGAAUGAUACAUUGGCUUGUCGACAAAGGGUGAGUAACAACAUUAUAAGCUAGCAAACUUUUUCAUGUAUUCAUUUCACACACCUUGACAUUCUGAAUCGACUUCAAGUAUUACAUAUGAAGUGUAUGAAUUGUCCUUAUUGGACCAAAGCUCAA
This is a messenger RNA of Camelina sativa (false flax), 565 nucleotides long. RefSeq lists its product as uncharacterized. NCBI's taxonomy places the organism in Eukaryota, Viridiplantae, Streptophyta, Magnoliopsida, Brassicales, Brassicaceae. The record is from RefSeq and is a predicted model, not a curated record.